This is a messenger RNA of Oldenlandia corymbosa var. corymbosa, 1041 nucleotides long. The record is from the annotation of a GenBank genome assembly. Lineage: Eukaryota; Viridiplantae; Streptophyta; Magnoliopsida; Gentianales; Rubiaceae.
AUGGAGCUCUCUAUUCGCAAGAUAUGCCAUCUCCUUUCAAACAUACAACAGUUAAACGGGUCGAAUGAGACAUCCGAUUAUGAGAUGUGGAGUUCUGCAGGUAUUGGGGCUCUUGCUAGACGUCCCAAUAAUAAGAAUCACGACGAGAUUUCAAAAUCAGAAGAAAAAACUCAGAUAUUUGGAAUGCAUGAUGAAAAGGAUGUCACAGCAACUGAUGUCAAAAAAAGGAUGAAACUUAAGUUCAGUAAAGCAUGGUUAUCAUUUCUUACAUUGACCCUUCCUGUAGAUGUAUACAAACAGGUUCUGGCAUCUCUUCAUGUAGCCGUAAUUCCUUAUCUAUCUAAUCCUGUUAUGCUUAGUGAUUUCUUGACACGAUCGUAUGAUAAUGAAGGAGUCAUCAGUGUUAUGGCACCGAGCAGUCUUUAUCCUAAUGACACAACACGACUUGCACUUUCUGUUCCACCGUCAGGGGCGCUAAUCAUUAUUGCUUUAGUUCACAAUCUUUUACGGAGGCAUGCUUCAAUCAACUUCUUGGUGCACCAGGAAGAAAUCGAUGAGAGUGCCAAGGAAAGUUCAGAAGCAAAAGAGAGUGGUGUCGAUGGGACAGAAAACUCAUGCGCUGGAAAGAAGCAAGGGGUUGAUCUUUUUAUUGUUGAAGAGGGUGACCCUAGAAAGAGUAAUGUGAUGAGAAGCUCUCUGUGGGAGAUUGAUACUCUCGGAAAUCACUACUGCCCACCAAUUUCAAGAUUUGUGUUGUCCCUGGAGAAUGAUUUAACGGUUAGAGCCAAAACAACCGAAGUUGCUGUUAAAGAUUUCAGUUCUGGAUCAUAUGCAACCAUUUUUGGCGAGGAGAUGAGGCGAAGGGUAAAACAGGUCCCAUUGGCAUUCUAUAAAUCCAGUCCACGUGUUUUGUUCUCGGAAUUAGAUUUUCCCGGUUGGAGAUUUGUGUCCAAUGACGGGGAGCCCGUUUCCAUCAAUAGUGAUUUAGCUACAUCUACCGAACCUAUCCAUUCUUCUCUGAAACGGCAACGUGUAGAAUGA